Trichomonas vaginalis G3 is the source of this 323-nucleotide messenger RNA. Its product is annotated as protein of unknown function, DUF4106 family. The annotation marks the transcript as partial. NCBI's taxonomy places the organism in Eukaryota, Parabasalia, Trichomonadida, Trichomonadidae. The transcript has a single exon. The record is from RefSeq and is a predicted model, not a curated record.
AUGCCACGUAAGCUACGUAAGAAUAUACGUAAGAGGAAGGGAGCAUUGAAACAUCCAAUAGUAAAACUGACACCACAACAACAGUUGCAACAACAAAUGAUGAAUGACCCCACUAUGUUGCAACAAAUGUCAAGCAACCCUAUGCUUUUAAACCGAGUUAUUGGUGCACAGAGUGGAGGUUUAAGAGCGGCACUUUUAGCGAAAAUGGCAGGCUAUGGUGGAGCUGCAGACGGAACAGCUUAUAACCCUCAAAGUCAAAUGAAUUUGAGUUCACUCAAAAAUCAAAUAACAGAUGUCAAAAAGUCAAACAUAGACAUACAGAA